Messenger RNA from Thalassophryne amazonica, 4038 nucleotides. It is a transcript of the gene snx25, whose product is annotated as sorting nexin 25. Lineage: Eukaryota; Metazoa; Chordata; Actinopteri; Batrachoidiformes; Batrachoididae. The record is from RefSeq and is a predicted model, not a curated record. The transcript is spliced from 22 exons. Bases 454 to 3384 code for a protein of 976 amino acids. Gene Ontology annotation, molecular function: phosphatidylinositol binding. Gene Ontology annotation, cellular component: early endosome membrane; intracellular membrane-bounded organelle.
CAGCUGCUGUUUUUAUUUUCGGAGCUCGACUGAUGUUAUGUUGUUGCAGCUGUGUUCAUUGUAGUUGUCCUUCCCUGUUACGAAGUGUGCGACUCAUUCGUUUUGAACCGACAAUGAAGAAAGUACUGUAAUAUUAUCCACCUUUUUAGCCGAGAGGUGACGGCGGUUAUUUGUUCCGUCUCUCACAUCGCCCCGGUGACCCCUGUCUGCGUUGUCCGGGUUCCUGCCCCCUGAGCCAGGUCCAGCCUGGUGUCCUGCUGCCUUGCUGAAGGAGCCGAUGCUAAGCACUGUGAGGAGAUGUCACAGCGGGGAUGCAUCCUUUUGGAAACACUGUUGUAGUCGAGGGUAGACACGGAUGUACUCUGUAUAUCUACCUCUGUGACUUGGCAUACAGACGAGGCAAUUUUUCAGCCUGUCCAGUCGUGACACAUAUAUGGAUAGUGGGGUCGCAGUAUGCUCCCCUCCUCAACAACCAACACACCGCAGAUUGAAGGGAGUAGCAGCUUCAGAGCAGCAGGGGAGCUCAUGCCUGCCCACUCCUCUUCUGUCAACUCCUCUGUCCAGUUCCUCCCAGCUUUUUUUCUGGGUGUUGUAGCAGCAGUGUUGUUUCAUCUGGCCUGGGGAGGCUUGAGUCUGACCUCUUUCAUCUUGAAGUUGUUCAUCUACAUGUCCUUUGCACUCUUCUGUUUCCUGGCUGGGAGCUUUGUGCUGCUAGUAAGGAAGAGUCCUCUCAAAGUCAGCCACUUUGAGAGAAACAGAAGACCGUCAUCUGCACAGGUUGAGUUCUUCGAAAAGCUCAUGGCUCGUUUUGUGGUGCCAGUGCAGGACUCAAGCCAGAACAGGAGGGUGGUGGUGUCACACAAUGUGGACAAAGCCCUGAAGGAAGUGUUUGACUAUGCCUACAGAGACUACAUCCUGUCCUGGUACAUUCCCUUGAGUCAUGAUGAGGGCCAGUUGAACGCUAUGCUCUCAGAGGACUGGUGGCAGAUGGUUGGACAACUGAGAUCGAGACUUGCUGACAUAGACCUUGUGAAAGUGGUGUGUUACGACACUGUCAGAAUUGUGCACACCCACUUCACGGACCUCAAGGCUGCAACUACAAGACCAGAAGAGUGUGCUCGGCCUUUUCCUCUCCAUCCCUGUUUGGCUAGUCCAGACUCAGAGCUGGCCUUCCUUCGCUGUGUAGCCAGAAUACUGCUGCUGUGUCUGCUGCCACAAAAGGAUGCCAAGUCACAUACGCUACGCUCCUGCCUCACAGAAGUUAUCACUACUAAGGUGUUGAAGCCUUUGGUAGACGUUCUCAGUAAUCCAGACUCCAUCAACACGAUGCUGCUUUCUCAGCUGGAGCAGAGGGAACAGCAGGCUGAGCAGCAGAAGAAAGCCUACACCUACGCUGCCUCCUAUGAAGACUUUAUCAAACUGAUAUCAACUUCCACUGAUGUCAACUUUCUCAAACAACUCAGGUAUCAGAUAGUGGUAGAGAUUAUUCAUGCCACCACCAUUAGCAGCCUGCCUCAACUCAAGAAGCAGAAAGAACGAAAAGGCAAAGAGUCGGCAGCUAUGAAGGCAGACCUGUUGAGAGCCAGAGACAUGAAACGAUAUAUCAAUCAGCUGACUGUCGCUAAAAAACAGUGUGAGAAACGGAUCCGCCUCCUGGGCGGUCCAAACUAUGAGAACAAUGAGGAAGGUGGAAUUGAGGACAGUGAUGAGCCUCAAAGUCAGAGGAUUCUUCAGUUUGAUGAUAUCCUGUGUAAUCCAGGUUACAGGGAACAUUUUAGAGUCUAUAUGGAGAGAGUUGAUAAAAGAGCUCUGAUCAGCUUCUGGGAAUUGGUGGAAACACUGAAAACUGCCAACAAGAAUGAGGUACCUCAAAUUGUAGGAGAACUCUACCAAAAGUUCUUUGUGGAGAGCAGGGAGAUCCCAGUGGAAAGAGUCCAACUCAAGGAGAUCCAGCAGAGUCUGGUGGGAAACAGAGGAACACAAGUGUUUGUCCGACUACAGGAGCAGGUGACUGAGACAAUGAGAGAGCGUUACUACCCUUCCUUCCUGGUUUCUGACCUCUAUGAUAGGCUGAUCCGUAGAGAUGAGGAUCACAGCCAAUCACAAUGUAGCACUGGAGAAAAGGAGGAUGAGUGUCAGGAGGGGCUGGACACAGGAGAGGAGGUGUGUGAUGAAGGUAGUAAAGGAAUCAACGAGCAGGCCAGCUACGCUGCUACUAAACUCUGUCAGCUGUACGACAAACUGGAAUACAAGCGACAAGCACUGGGCUCCAUUCAGAAUGCACCCAAACCAGACAAGAAGAUCGUAAGUAAACUCAAGGAAGAGAUCAGAGUGAUGGAGAAAGAACACAGUGAACUGCAGCAGCAUAUCACCAGGACUGACUGGUGGUGUGAGAACCUGGGACACUGGAGGGCGACUAUUACUACUGCAGAGGCUACAGAGGAAGCUGGAGAGACAGUCGCUUCUUACAGUGUGUGUGUCAGCCUGGUGGAAAGAGAGGAGACUCCCUCCAGCCGCUGGAGUGUCCAAAGGAAGCUCACAGAAUUCCAGAUGUUGCACCGCAAACUGACAGAGUGUUUUCCUUCUUUAAAGAAGCUACAGUUACCAUCACUCAGUAAACUUCCCUUCAAAUCCAUUGACCAGAAGUUCUUGGACAAAAGCAAAACUCAACUCAAUGCUUUUCUCCAGCGUCUGCUGACGGAUGACAGAUUGUGUCAGUCGGAAGCUUUGUAUGCGUUCCUCAGCCCUUCCCCAGAGCACCUCAAGGUGAUGUCCAUUCAGAAGAAGUCAUCUUUCUCUCUGGCCUCCUUCCUGGAGAAACUUCCUGGGGAUUUUUUCUCUCACACUGAGGAGGAGGCUGACGAUGACAGUGACCUGUCAGACUAUGGCGAUGAGUUUGAUGGGAGGAAAGAUGCUCUGGCUGAACCCUGCUUCAUGCUCAUAGGAGAGAUUUUUGAACUCAGAGGAAUGUUUAAGUGGGUGAGGAAGACACUUAUUGCACUAGUCCAGGUGACGUUUGGACGAACUAUCAACAAACAGAUCCGGGACACAGUCAACUGGAUCUUCUCUGAACAGAUGUUGGUGUGUUACAUCAGCGUGUUCAGGGACACCUUGUGGCCUAAUGGAACGUUGGCACCACGUGUCCGAGUCCGAAGUGACUCUGAACGUAAUGAGACUAAGGAACGGGCUCAGCAGAAACUACUGGACAACAUUCCAGAUGCACUAGCAAACCUAGUUGGCCAGCAGAAUGCUCGCUAUGGGAUCAUCAAGGUGUUCAAUGCCCUGCAGGAGGCCAGCGCCAACAAGCACCUUCUCUAUGUCUUGAUGGAAAUGUUACUCAAGGAGCUGUGUCCUGAACUGAGUGCAGAGGUGGACCACAUCUGAACACUUCAUCUUUUAGGCCUUUUUGUAGCUGAUCAAUCAAACGGCGGCCCUCUGCGGUAGAAGGAGGCGCUCCUUUGUUCAAAGCUCAGACACAAAGCAGCUGUUGGUCUGAGCUGUGAUGCCAUAAAAAAGAAAAGCAUUAAUGAUGCCAGACUGAAACCAAUGAUCUUUGAAUUUUGUGGCACAUAUCUACAUUAUUUUUUUCUGUCUGAAUCAUCAGAACAUGUGAUUUAUCCUAAUUUAUGAAAGGGUCAUUUUGCCAUUACAUCAGAUAUGUACCACAGAGACCUAAAAUUACAUGUAAUUAUUUUUUUCCUGUGCAAAUAAUACAGUCUCCAGAUUUGAAAGGAGGGCAAAGAUGAUCGCUGUGAUGUAAUUUUCUCAGAUUGACAGUUUGUGGAUGUGGAUUAAAUGGUAUGAUGACAGUUCAGAUUUUCUGUUGCACUGAAAAAGUAACUGGUGUCAGUCUUUGACCACAGACAUCCAAACACUUUUCAACACACAUCCUGAGCAAAACCCAUGUCUGUGAUUAUUGUUAAAGCUUGUAAUUGUGCAAUAUGUCAUGUAAAAGUCAUCGUGAUUUUAUUUAUGAUUAUUAUUGAUAGUUUUUAUUUUUACCAAAAAUGUUUAGAGUGUUUAUAUCAGCAAUAAAUU